GAGCUAAGUACUCACGACUAGCUCAAUCAUCCAAAUCUUUUUCUUUGCUCUUGUUGCUUCAUUUCCCUCAAGAUUGUCGCUAGCAAAAACAAACAAAAAUGAGAGCAAGCUGUAUUCUUCUUUGUUUCUUUAUGUUUCUUGCUGUAUCUUCAGCCUACCCAGGCAAGAAGAAGCAGUACAAACCAUGCAAGGAGUUAGUCCUCUACUUCCAUGACAUUCUUUACAAUGGCCAGAAUGCUGCCAAUGCAACAUCGGCAAUUGUGGCAGCACCGGAAGGGGCUAACUUAACCAUCUUAGCAGGGCAGUUCCAUUUUGGCAACAUUAUAGUUUUUGAUGAUCCCAUUACCCUUGACAACAAUCUUCAUUCACCACCAGUUGGUAGGGCGCAAGGCAUGUAUAUCUAUGAUACCAAAAACACCUUCACUUCUUGGCUGAGCUUUACAUUUGUUCUUAACAGCACAGAACACCAAGGGACCAUAAGUUUCAUUGGAGCCGACCCAAUUUUGGUGAAGAGUAGAGAUAUAUCUAUAGUUGGAGGCACCGGGGAUUUUUUUAUGCACAGGGGAAUUGCAACUAUAGCCACUGAUGCAUUUGAAGGUGAUGUGUAUUUCAGACUCCACGUUGAUAUCAAAUUCUAUGAAUGUUGGUAAAGAGCAACACAUGUAUGCUUAAUUGAAGAUGGAGUUAAUUAUUGAGUGGAAACUUGGGGUAUGCUUUUGUUGCAGUCCCUUUUCAUCGAAUAAAACGUCAUAUAUUUAAUUGUUA
Populus euphratica (Euphrates poplar) is the source of this 765-nucleotide messenger RNA. Its product is annotated as disease resistance response protein 206-like. The coding region runs from base 99 to 650 and encodes 183 amino acids. The transcript has a single exon. The record is from RefSeq and is a predicted model, not a curated record. NCBI's taxonomy places the organism in Eukaryota, Viridiplantae, Streptophyta, Magnoliopsida, Malpighiales, Salicaceae.